Coregonus sp. 'balchen' is the source of this 29097-nucleotide messenger RNA. Lineage: Eukaryota; Metazoa; Chordata; Actinopteri; Salmoniformes; Salmonidae. The record is from the annotation of a GenBank genome assembly.
AUGGUUCAGGAAAAGAUUUCCAAACAGCCCAGGUGUUUCCCCUGCAUGGAACACGGCCUCAGGCGGCAUCUGUGCAUAGGUUAGGAGUAGGGUUAGCAGCCGUGCAAAGUAAGCUUUUAAAAGACUGGAGGUGUUCUUUCGUACUUCCAGAUGUUAUCAUCGUUCUAUUAUUACAGUGCCAAUGGCCUUGACACGAAAAACUAAGAAAAUAAACUUACGGGGGUAGUGAAAGAGGAAAUGGGAGCAACACAGACAUAGAUAAACUAGAAAGAUAUACUCGGAAGAUGUUUUUCCAGCUUGUUUUUUGUGUGUGGUCAUAAUCAGAUCUGAAAUAUUAAUACAUCUCAGCCCCACUCCCUGUAUAUAAUGACAAAGAUCUUAGUAGAUAAACUCCAAAAUAUGCUCAGAAUAUGUUUUUCUUGACUGUUGUUUUGUGUGUGGUGAUAAUCAAAUGUGAAAUAUUAUUCUCUCUCAGCCUACUCCUAGUAUAUAAUGACCAAGGUCUUGGUCCCAAGCACACAGCCCUGGGAGCACUUAGAGAAACCGUUUGAUCUGAGCUCUCAGUGUUUGUCUUUGGUUCUUUCCGGUCCGAUUAGUCUCUUCCCUUUUUGGUCAGCCUUCUUCUUCUCAACCUUCCCUCCAUGAUUCCCAUGGGGGAUCCCCCCCUUGAACACACGCAGAGGCUCGUUUUCCCUCCCUCCUUCCUCUCCAUUUUUUCCCUCCCUCUCUCUCAUUCUCUCUCUCCUCUCUCUCUCUCUCUCUCUCUCUCUCUCUCUCUCUCUCUCUCUCUCUCUCUCUCUCUCUCUCUCUCUCUCUCUCUCUCUCUCUCUCUCUCUCUCUCUCUCUCUCUCUCUCUCUCUCUCUCUCUCGCUCUCUCUCUCUCGCUCUCUCUCUCCGUGGGGUGUGGAUUGACAUUUAGGAGUGAGCAAGGUUCUCUGUCAAUUAGAUAGUUGCUGUGGGAAGCAGAGGGGAGCGCAUGCACAGAGGGAGCUCCUGGUGGGGAAGAGAGGGAGAAGGAGCUGUGAAGUAAUAAGGUAAGGGCAUGUCAGUCAGUCUGUCUUGCUGUUGGCUUUGCUGGUUGGCAGUCAUUACAGCUUUGUUUUUAUUUGUCCCCUUAGGGCAAUUAGUAUGUGGAGGAGUUGCGAAGAGUUGAUGAGACAUGAGUUUCCUUACUAAAAGACAAAGUUGUGAUCUGUAGUGGUAUAGCUUGUCAUUUAAAGUUUUUAUAGUGGGGAACGUUUCAGGUAAAGAAAGGGAAGGGCGAGGUGUAUAAAACAAAUAAGGUUGGUCCUCUGGAUUAUUUAUCAAUCCGGUUUCUGAUUGGUUGUGUAAAGGAAGGAUGAUUGUAUGAUGGUACUUCAAGCUACCAGGAGAUCAGGAAUGAGUCCCCCCCUACACACACACAUCUAAAAAGCACACUCAAAACCUUCCAAAAGAAUGUGUUGUUUUUGUGAGAAAGCUGCCUCUCAAAGCAACAACAAAUAUCCCAAUAAAGUGGUUGUGCAAACCUCAAGUCAGUUCAUGGGUCUAGUCUAGGACAUGAGUUAUUGGACUCUAGUCUUUCAUAACGUUCUCUUACUGUAUGGUCCUCUUCAGACAUGUUGUUGUGUGUCCUCGUUAAGACAGAGAGACGGCUGUGAGUCUUCAGCAGCAGUACACUGUAUGACCUUCACAUUCUUUACACUACAGUAAGCUUGAAAUUUGACUGUUAAGUAUGUUUUGCGUGUCACUUUUCCAGGAGUUCAUCACGGAGCCCAUAUUUAAUGAGUCAUCUUGACUGAGCUCAGUAGUAUAGUCACUCAAAAAUGUCCUGAAGAAUUUUUAUGAAACGUGUUGGCAGUUUUGUUCCGUUCUGUUUUUGAAGUCAAAUAUAUGAAGACACAUUACUCCUACAUUUCCUCCCUUUGUAUCAGUCUCAUGGACUGGGACUUAUUAAACUUCUCUCUUGUCAUAAGAAGUCUGGGAGACAUCACAACUUGGCUGUUGGACGAAUAUGCUGGCUGGCUGGCUGCCAAAUGCUGGUCAGGGAUGUUUAGAGUAGAGUACAGGACUCUUUCUUCUCUCUCUCUCUCUCUCUCUCUCUCUCUCUCUCUCUCUGUCUGACUCCUCUUUCUUUUGGAAAUUGCUGGCUGCUGAGGAGCCUGUCAUUAGGGAGACGAGAUGCAGUGCAGUGGCACUUGGCUGUUGAGCGGAGGCAGCUGAUCACCAGGCAUUCCCAGCUGUGGAGAGGACCCGCUUGUCAAAGGGAAGCGCUACAUUCCCAGCUCUGAAAGACCCAAAUUAUAUACUCAGUUGAACACUGAGGACUGGCCACGGAAGUGAUAGUUUGUGUCAACUUGUCUUUGAAGAGGUACAGUGGUGAUGACCUCCCGAGUGGCGCAGUGGUCUAAGGCUGUGGCUGUGGCUGUGCCACUAGAGAUCCUGGUUCGAAUCCAGGCUCUGUCGUAGCCGGCCGCGACCGGGAGACCCAUGGGGCGGCGCACAACUGGUCCAGGGUAGGGGAGGGAAUGGCCGGCAGGGAUGUAGCUCAGUUGGUAGAGCAUGGUGUUUGCAACGCCAGGGUUGUGGGUUCGAUUCCCACGGGGGGCCAGUAUGAAAAAAAGAAUACAAAAAUAAUAAUGUAUGCACUAACUGUAAGUCGCUCUAGAUAAGAGCGUUUGCUAAAUGACUAAAAUGUAAAUGUAAUGACUUUGGCUAUCUUGUUGAGAUGGAUUCGUCGGAGUUCGGACCCUUGAGUAAAUAUGGCUUGGUCUUAUACUAAACCAGUAAAGGAUCAAUUUGAUAGUAUGGUCCCUUUUGACAUCAAGAGCUCCCUCUAGAUUGAAAUAAACAUACUAUAUCUACAGACAUUCCCCCUAAGCUUUGCCUCAAAACCCAUAUCAUGCAGCCGCUCUCCUCAAAACCUAUCCUGAUUUUACAGUCAGGCCUGGUAUGCUGUCCUGUGUCCUCCCCAUUUGACCCCCCAUCAAUCAGAUACCGGAACUGGAUUGCGUGAGUGAGCGUUCAGAAGGGCACCGGCCACCCACCCAGCAUGCCCUGGGAUAUGUCAGUCGUAGGAUCACAUGACACAAUUUAACUCACACAGUUAUGUAAACACAGACAAUGCACGCACACAAGCACAGAUAUGAGUAAAACAGUCUCCUCCCCAAUGUACAAAUAAAAAAGCAUGGGGCAUCACAACUCUCAUCAUGCCUGGUCUUACAGACCUAAUUUCACAAAUCAAUAUCCAUUCCCAGGUCUAAUGACUUCUAACUGGUCUGGUACAGUUCUGCUUGGGGAUAACAAUGUCCCAUAUCCCGCAAAACAUUACUGGAUAAAACCAUGGCUUAUUCAGAACGAAUACCAGUUUCAUUGAUGAAAGCAGACACACAUGAACCGAUGCCAGGUCGUACUUCAGUUGGAGAAAAAAAAGUCUAUCUAAUUUUGAGAGCUAACUUUGGACUGACACAGAGCAGAUGUCUGGGCUGUGCUGUGAUGGGCAUAGAGAGCUGUAAGCUUGAGGUGAUGACAGAGGGAUUGCAUCACACCCCUGGGGGACAGAAAAGUUCAACCCUUGGGGGCCAGGUCCAGGGCCAUCCUGGAUUUGAUGCUUUGCAGACACACACCUUUAUGUCUUAAACAGACUCAGCAUGGACAUGUGUUUUCAUUUCUGGUUGGUAUAGGAUUAAGGAGGCAUACAAAUUGUUAUCCAAGAUACUGGCUAUUUUUCAGCUAUGGUUUGAAAGAAAUCUGCCCCAAGAAUCAAUUUAUCUAACUGUCUUCAAUCCUAAUUGACUGACUGGUAUUAGACCCCCAUUAUCUCACAGUUGUGUGACUGCUUUUUAGAUAACUUCCCACUGUAAAAACAUAACAGAUUCCAACUGAACUGCAAGUGAAGCUUCCACCAUAGCUGUCAAGCUCCUUCCUCAAACUAUAAUCACAAACAAAGAACAGGGAAAAAAAGCUGCAUGCUUCAGUUGGUUAAGAGGGUCACAUACCCAGUUGGAGUUGUACUGCAGUUAGUCGCUUGACAAAUGAAUUUCUGUGUGACUGACGUCAACAAAAAGCCAUUCCGCCCCAUUAUUAUGUGUUUUUCUUAGCCCACACAAGCUCCUUUCAACACUGGUGCAUUGAACAUGCUCCAAACCUCCCUGUGAAUGCCUCUAACCGAGGUUAACCUUAUAAUCAGAGUCAGGGUUGGUAAAAACAUGUUACGUCUUGCUCUCAGUACAAUGCCAGUGGUUUUGGCUGCUUGAGGGGAAAAUAGUGUCUGAAAUUUCUGAGAAGCUUACUUCAGAUUGGUGUGUCUUAGUUUUUUUUGGAAAAGCCUCAACCCACUGGGCACAGACGUCAGUUCAACGUCGAAUUCAACAUGAAAUCAACCAAACAUUUCACCUCGUCAUUGGAUUUAGGUUAGAAGUUGGGUGAAAAAAGACGAAUUCCCCAUACAUUGAUGACUUUUUGCAGAUCCAAUCAGUUUUCCAAGUUGAGUCAAUGUCAUCACAUUGAUCUUUUGAGUUGAAAUGACGUGGAAACAACGUUGAUUCAACCAGUUUUUGCCGAGUGGGAAAGCACUUGAAUACACAAUACUACAUUUAUCACUUUGUUAUCCACUGAAUCCUUUUGAGUUGGUCUGUUGUUUAGGAAAUAACUUUGGCAUUGUUGGUCUGUUUGGUUUGGUGUCAGAUAUAUUUAGGUACACUGGACAGACUUACAGUAGUGAAAGUCAGGUGAAUAAGCUCUACUUUGGCUUUAACCUCCAGAAAUAUCAGUGAGCACUGCUUCACUGACCCAGUGAGCAGAAACAAGCUAGCCAAGUGAACAAGAUUGUCUUAACUGUGCAUUCCAGCUGGUGAUUUGUGUGUUAAUAUGUAAGUGAGGGGGAUGCCGACAUAAAGAUGUUGGCUAUGUGAAUGUUGAGAGAAGACCAAAGUCCAGAGUAAAGAGAGUAGAUCAAACUGUCUCUGAGAGAUAUCAGCUAAUCCAUCACUGUCUCUUUCCCAUCAGCAUGUAAAGACACAAGCACUAUUCUCAGCACAUAACAGGUGAUAUCUCCCUAAUCUCACAUAGCUCUGAUUCUCAGAGCAUUACCAGGGCUGUGUUCAUUAGGUCACACAACCGAAAACAUUUAAAAAUGUUUUUAAAUGUUUUGCAAUGGAAAAUGGGAAUGAGCGUAGUAGUCCCUCCCUGUUUGUCACUUUUCUUGAGUUUGAUACCUAAUGAACAAAACCCAGGCCUAUGGAGUGAUGUUUACCCUGCCGGGAGCCUUUCUUCGUAGGGAUGCAGGAUAUAGGGGCCGGGGCAGAUGGUUGGAGUGGGCGGUUAGUGAUGGGAAAGGUCCCUGGUGUUAAGCUGUGCCUUGAAUUUGGCCCCUUUCCACUUUCAAAUAGGGCCUAAUCCUUUCCCUGUUAGGAAUCUCCUUGGACAAUCCGGUCGUAUUCAUUAGGCACCAAAUGGAAGAAAAUGGUCUAAAAAAACUGUGAGGGACUACUUGGGGUUGUCUAAUAAGAAGCGCUCAUUUCCGUUUUACAUUACAAAAUGUUUUUCAAUGUUUUCCGUUGCAUGCCUUAAUGAAUACCACCCAGUAUUGGAGAGUAUUGGCCGUUAGGGUACAUCUGAGGAAUCUGACUUCCUGGUCCGACCGUUUCGAGUUGAGGCCCUUUUUACGAAGCAAACUGGGUCUUUUAAUUGCUAAUAGAUUGAGCUCUGACAAAAGCCAAUGUACGAAGGGAAAGUGCACGCCUCUAGGAAACCGAGUUUAUCACAGUUUCAAAGGCAUUAUCCUAAAACGUGAUGUAUAGUUAAUUAGACUUGGUGCCAGUUUGAAAAAUGUGUUCGGGUCCCAGAUAUGUUUGUGCUAUAGUAUCUUGCCAACUCCUACAGCACAAACAUAUCUGGGACCAGACCAAGACAGAUCCAUCCCCAUCAGCACAGUAAAUUGCCCUUUGAGUUGGCCAUGGAACCAAUUCCCUCUAUCUCAUUAGCUCUGGCACCAAGAAGGCUGCUGAUUGGAGGGCAAUCCGUGGCUCUCCUGGGUUGGGCUGGGAGGUGGACCAGUGUACUGUAGCCCCAGGCAGCAGAACACUUUGCCCAUCUGCUAACAGCUAACACACCAAGGAGCAUCUGGAAAUAAGCAGGUUGUAUCAGGAAAUACUGUCAUUACCACCAACUGGCCCUUGCCUUCAGGCUAAGGCCAAGUUCCAAGAUCUCCAGAAGGGGAGAGCAGGGACUGGAAAAGAACACAGUCACCAGUGUUAGAAUUAAAAUGGCAGCUGUUAACUACAAAACACAGCCGCCUUUAAAUUGAAAGGCUGCAACACUUACACAUGUCAGUCAUGCUUUGAAUGGCGUAUUGCAAAGGUACUAUGCUUGGAAGUGGUUGGUAAUGUAAGGGCAGCCUUAGAUCUCAAUAUUUCAAAGUACAGAGCUAAAACAGUCACUCUGUCCUGGGUUAUGUUUAGUAGGGAGAAAACAUUUCAAAACAUUUUGAAUUGGGGAGGUACAACCUGAACUUGUCCAUUAAGAAUGCACAUUUUUGCUUUCGGUUGGAAAUCAUUUUUGCUACGGUAUGGCCUACUGAACUACCCUGGUCUCAAGUCAUACAUAAUUACUGUAGUGAGGAAGGACUGUAGUUGCACCUUCAAGGAAAACAUCCAGAGCAGAAGAAACCAAUUCAUCCAUGAUGUGGUGACUGUGAGCACCAUGGUUGCAUCCAAAAUGGCAUCCUAUUCCCCAUAUAGUACACAACUUGUAUAUAGCCUCGUUGUUGUUAUUUUAUUGUGUUACUUUUUAUUAUUUUUUACUUCAGAUCAUUUGUUAAAUAUUUUCUUAACUCUUUCUUGAACUGCAUUGUUGGUUAAGGGCUUGUGAGUAAGCAUGGUCUUAAAGGCCCCUCGUCAGAUCAGCCAUCUGUAUUUGGCAGUGUGUGUGUGAGUGUGUGUGUGUGUGUGGUUUAGGUUAGUGAGUUAGUGGUAAGAGUGUGGAGAUCCUCAGGUCAGUCGUCAUCAAUAUGCCCUGGAGUGACAGCCAAGUCAGUAAUGUGCCAGUUGCAUUGGUGGCAAAAGGGAUUCUUCCAUACGGCUCCUGAUAGUCACACUAAACUGUCUGGUGAAAAAUCAUGUGCAUAAUGUAUAAUUCUUCUGCUCUCACCUGUCUUUCAGGGUCACAUUCUAUUUUGAGACUGAUGAAAGAUAGACCGAUAAAUCGUGUGGUCUUGGCAAGUGUGUUUAGGGUUGCAGAGGAUAGACCUAAUUUGAGAGCAGAGCUUUUGGAGGUGCAUGGUACUGGAUUGCAUAUACAGUGCAUUCAGGAAGUAUUCAGCCCCCUUGACUUUUUCCAAAUUUUCUUACUUUACAGCCUUAUUCUAAAAUUGAUUAAAUUGUAUUUUUUCCUCAUCAAUCUACCCCAUAAUGACAAAGCAAAAACAGGUUUAAAAAAACAAACUGAAAUAUCACAUUUACGUAAGUAUUCAGACCCUUUACUCACUACUUUGUUGAAGGACCUUUGGCAGUGAUUACAGCCUCAGGUCUUCUUGGGUAAUGACGCCACAAGCUUGGCACACCUAUAUUUGGGGAGUUUCUCCCAUUCUUCUCUGCAGAUCCUCUCAAGCUCUGUCAGGUUGGAUGGGGAGCGUCGCUGCACAGCUAUUUUCAGGUCUCUCCAGAGAUGUUAGAUCGGGUUCAAGUCCUCUGGCCGGGCCACUCAAGGACAUUCAGAGACUUGUCCCAAAGCCCCUCCUGUAUUGUCUUGGCUGUGUGCUUAGGGUCGUUGUCCUGUUGGAAGGUGAACCUUUGCCCCAGUCUGAGGUCCUGAGCACUCUGGAGCAGGUUUUCAUCAAGGAUCUCGCUGUCCUUUACUCCAAACAUCAUUCAUUCGAUCCUGACUAGUCUCCCAGUCCCUGUCACUGAAAACAUUCCCACAGCAUGACGCUGCCACCACCAUGCUUCACUGUAGGGAUGGUGCCAGGUUUACUCCUGCUCCAUGCUUGGCAUUCAGGCCAAAGAGUUCAAUCUUGGUUUCCUCAGACCAGAGAAUCUUGUUUCUUUCAGUGCCUUUUGGUAAACUUCAAGCGGGCUGUCAUGUGCCUUUCACUGAGGAGUGGCUUCCGUCUGGCCACUCUACCAUAAAGGCCUGAUUGGUGGAGUGCUGCAGAGAUGGUUGUCCUUCUGGAAGGUUCUCCCAUCUCCACAGAGGAACUCUGGAGCUCUGUCAGAGUGACCAUCGGGUUCUUGGUCACCUCCCUGACCAAGGCCCUUCUCCCCCGAUUGCUCAGUUUGGCCGGGCAGCCAGCUCUUGGAAGAGUCUUGGUGGUUCCAAACUUCUUCCAUUUAAGAAUGAUGGAGGCCACUGUGUUCUUGGGGACCUUCAAUGCUGCAGGCAUUUUUUGGUACCCUUCCCCAGAUCUGUGCCUCAACACAAUCCUGUCUCGGAGCUCUAUGGACAAUUCCUUCGACCUCAUGGCUUGGUUUUUGCUCUGACAUGCACAGUCAACUGUGGGACCUUAUAUACCAGGUGUCUGUCUUUCCAAAUCAUGUUCAAUCAAUGGAAUUUACCACAGGUGGACUCCAAUCAAGUUGUAGAAACAUCUCAAGGAUGAUCAAUAGAAACAAGAUGCACCUGAGCUCAAUUUCGAGUCUCAUAGCAAAGGGUCUGAAUACUUAUGUAAAUAAGGUAUUUCUGUUUUUGUUUUUUUAUAUACAUUUGCAAAAAUGUCUAAACUUGUUUUCGCUUUGUCAUUAUGGGGUAUUGUGUGUAUAUUGAUGAGGGGGAAAAAAGUAUUUAAUCAAUUUUAGAAUAAGGCUGUAAUGUAACAAAAUGUGGAAAAAGGGAAAGGGUCUGAAUACUUUCUGAAUGCACUGUAUGAAGGAGGGAAGGAGGGAGGGAGGGAGGGAAGGAGUCAUCCUACAGGAGGAGGAAGUAAAAGAGGCUGAAAAAGGAAUGAGUAAACAAAGGCAUGUCUGGGACUGCAGGACCGCUUCCAAACCCAGGAAGAGAGACGGGAGAAAUCCGACCCCUGAGUCGUUAUGAUAAUUGGAUUUACUGUUCACUUCCUCCAGGGCUUUUUACUACUUCCUCUUUGGUUUCUUAAUAAAGAUGAUUUACUGAGGGGAAAUCCGGUUUGCUUUGAUAUUGAGUUUGAUAAGUAAUUCUUUACAUAUUUCGACUUUCAACUGUACGCCAGUUGUAAUUUAGCUUAAUCCCUAGACCCAGAGCUAAGCUCUUGCUAAAGCCACCUUCGUCAGAGCAGACAAUGAGAGGCCGUAUAAGAGGUCAUAGUGAGUAAGCGCAAUCAGUACAAUAUGACACCUGUGCUAAAUCAACAUCACUCGCAAAAAUGACUCUUCAAUUGCAGCACACCAGUAUUCAAAUGAAACAUUUGUGGCUUUGCUUAUUUGCAUUUUUGUUUUUUGCAAAUUAAAUUGGAAAUGGCAUACCACAAACACAAACUUGAGUCCUAUAGACAAUGAGUGACUUUUGCCGGAUGUGUGUGUCCACUUGUGUGCGCCUGUGUGUUAGUGUGUGAGAGAGAGAGAAUGUGACAGGAGUCAUCUAUCAUAGCAGGUUAUUAUACUGCUAGUCAGGGAAAUGAACCUUGUUUAGCCGUGUGUUCAAUGAUGACAGAUGAGACAGGUCUCUCCCAGUCAGACCCUAGUUCAAAGCUUGUGAAGUUCCCAGGCUCAGAGAGGGUAUAUUUCAAGUUAUCAACUCAUCUUUAGGGGGACGUGCUGAGACACUAGCCUGGUUAAACCAGUCUGAAUGCUCACCCUUGUAAGGUUACUAGGCAACAAGAUCCCCCCCCUAAGAACUAGUCCUUGGCAGGGAUUCCUGUGGUCAGCUGAAGUGCCAGUCCACAACAAUUGGUCAUCCAAAGGGAAGAUGGGAAAAUAUGUCUCGCAAUCAUAGAUGCAUUAAUAGCAUCAUUAUAAUUUAUCCAUGCAGGGUUGUUAGUCCAUGUUUAUGGAGAAAUACAGCAGUUCUGAAAGUAUUCGGCCCCUCAUCCUUUGAACCAAAGAAAUGCAGUCUUUGUUGCAAGGUUGUGUCCUUGCUUUCUCACUGCCAGAGCAUUUUGGGUAAUUGUGUUGGAGACACUAUCCAGAUGUUUUGAGGUCAGGGAGAGGUCAAGGCUUAUCCAGCUCACUCUUUUAAUUAUUUUAAACCAUGAGUGUAUUACAGGGACACUAUCAUCUUAUAUGAUCUUACCAACAAGGCUCUUGGUGCCAAGUUGAUUCCACAAAGUAGUACUAUUUGUAAGAGGACCUUAUCCUUACUUUUUAUUGUAAUUAUUUGGCCCUGUUCAAACUCUAAACAGAGAAGAAACAACGGUAGACAUAUACCACUGGUACAGAAAGCUCUUUCUCAAAAAGUGUAUUUGCUUUCUUGGAGGACUCUCUGACAAUAUCCAGCUGGAGGAUCUCUGACACAGGAAACCCCUCUAACUCCUCCUAAGCUCGUUGCUAAGCAGAAGGAGACAGGCAAGAUGCCAAAUACAAGCUUUUGUCAAAGACCUGUGACCAAUUAGACAUUGUGAACAGCAGUCUCAAAUGAAGGACACCAUUGUUCCUCUCAUGAGAAAACAGCUAAGGUAUACCGCUGAUUAACUCAGAAACAGCAAACCAAACUAUCUCUUCCUGGAAUUAAAUGGAUGACAUCAUUUUGAACUGAUGAUGGCCACGGUGGACACUGGACAACUGUGUCAUUUUUCUUAUAAAAUGGCCUCACAAAUAGCAUGAUAUAAUGUGCUAUAUGUAAACAUCUUUCUACACUAUUUGUAAUCGUGAUCUCCUUGACAAAUUGUCUAGUAAUCUGAUACACUGUGUUUUUAGAGGUUAUGAAAGCUUAUUUUCCAUGACCAUGGCACAUUAGUUCAGGAGUUACUGACUAACAAAACAUUUUUCUUUUUCAGCCGCUGUCCAAUAAAAGUGAAGCAGUCACUACCAUAGAGGAGGAUAACCACAAACUCCUAAGACAAUCUGCCACAUCCACAUCUGCACAGCCGUCAACAGAACAACCAACUCACAAUUUAUAACUCAAACUGUCUCCACUUGGUACCCAUUCCAUGAAGAAGCAGGAGACAGGCUUCCAUUGAGUCAGGGACAGUGAUGGGUUUACAAAGAGGGGCACUGCGAUGGGCACUGCCCUGGCUGCUUCUGCUAGUGGUGGCUGGAGGGUCACACGGCUCCCUGGUGAAGACUAACCUGGGGUUGAGGGUGAAGAGGGGCCAGUCGGCCUACCUGCAGGAGGGAGACCUGCAGUUCCACAUCCCUCGGGUGAAGGACGCCUGCAAGGUGGAGGUGGUGCUCAACGAGCCAAUCACGCAGAGGGUGGGGACGCUGUCGCCUCAGGUAAUGUAACUGUCUUCUUUGUAGCAGAUGAACAGGUGGUAACCAUUGCUUUUCCAGUUGUACGUUGAAUAGUCCUCUAAGAGUGGAUGAUAGGAGACAAGCACACAUUGAAAACCCUGCACAUGGAACACAGGAACCCAAGUAAGGUGUCUUUUCACCUGCCUGCUUGCCACUUAGUGGUGGUGGACCUCUGAAAAUGUCCUACCUGUUACAACUGGAACAAAAGUCUGAACAACCUUUAACUGUCCAGGAGAACGGUUAGAGACAGACAACUGCCCUGGGGUAAACCUGGCAGUAAAACACUAAUAACAGUGUGUCAUUGGCAUGUUUCUCCUCCAUAAUGAGAAUCCCUGACAACGCUUAACAUAUUGUCCUAAUUGCUGAUCAUAAAAACAGAUCAUAAAGCUGUUGUACUAGGAGGUUUAGGUACGGUUAAGGGGCCAGGGGGAUUGUGGUAAAGUACGUACCAUGGGAUGUUUCUUAAGCAGUUCUACAAUAGGCUCUAGGCCAGGGCCGGCUAUAUCCUUUUGGGGGCCUUAAGUGAGAUUUGGUUGGGGGGCCCACCUUACAAGUGGGCAAAAUGUUUUAGUGCCCCCCCCUCUUGACGACAGAGAGAUAAAUGUCCUUUUAAAGUUAAUUUCCUGCAAUUCUACACAUUUUGCCAUCGGUCGUAGAGAACAUGUUGCAGUUUUUCUGCAGUUCUAUAAAUUUUUCCAUGGGGCAGAAAGAAAAUAAUGCACUUUUAUAACAGAUUUCAUGCAAUUCUACUCAUUUUGCCAUGGUGCAGAAAUAUAUUUAGCAGUUUUAAAGCAAGUUUUCUGCAGUUCUACAAAUUUUGCCAUUGAGCAGGGAGAAAAUGUUGCAAUUUUUUAUACAUUUCAUGCAAUUCUACUCCUUUUGCCAUCGGGCAGAGAUACUUUUUUGCGUUUUAAAGCUAAUUUCCUGCAAUUCUACACAUUUUGCCAUGACUUACUUUGCCAUGAUAUCUGAGUGAGCAUGACUAGCAAAAUCAAUCGGAGCCUUUUUUAACUUGCACCUUGUGUAUUUUAUUAUUCUGACUCUCCAGGGGCCCUAAGUGACUGCUUAUGUCGGUUAUACCGGGAGCCGGCUCUAGGGGCUCAUUUCCUGGACUAAAAAAAUCCUGGACUAAAAAGCACUUUCAAUGGAGAUUCUCUAUUGAGGAUGCUUUUUAGUCGUAGGCUUAAUAUGUGUCUUGGAAACAGGCCCUUAAUGAUUUGGACAUUAAAAUUGUCUUUUGGUUAGAAAAUUCUUAGAAAAUGCUAAUAUUAGCGAUUGGUGGCAGUGGCUAUACAAACUCAACCAACGUGAGUAUUGCAGUGGAUGGCAUUAGUCAUUGAAACCCCUUGAAUCUGAUAUGUUUGAUCCUCAGAAGAGGAAAGGGAAGGUAGAUCUGAGCAUUCUAUGUCUGACCCUGGACACUAAUUGAGCCAUUGUCUGCAGGGAGAGACAGGCAGCCUCCAGGCCUAAUGAAGGUCUGUUGACAGACAUAGGGCUUUUCCUUGUGCCCUCCCUAGUAGCCUACACAUCUGAGAUGACAUGAGAUACCCCUACACAGCCAGAAAUGUUGCCACCCACUCUCAUGAGUUGUUUGGUUACUGUGUAGCCCUGUUUAAGACCGCUAUUACUUGUUGUUCACAAUUAACAACAUUGAACGUCAAGUAGUGGCUUUAAAUGGUGCUAGUUAUGUGGUGGUGACUGUUGAGAGUAUAUUUAUCCUAAUUAAACAACAAUGGCAUAUUUCUAACAGAACGAAACCGCUGGUUUGGGUGCAGCUUGGGUUGCUCUAUUUUGUUUGUCUAAUGAAUUCCUUGUCAUUUUUGAGUUAUUUCCACAGUCAAAACCACAAUACAGAAUGUGAUUUGAUUAAUGGGUAAACAAGACAGUGGUUUGAUGUUUUCUGUACCCUGGAUGAGAGGCAAAAACAGCUUUUGGUUUUGUUAGCAUUUUUGCUCUCUCUCCUUUUUAGCUGGUGUUUUUUUAGGACACUUUUCAUGCCCCAUUGUAAGAUGUACUGCAAUAACCUCAAGCUACAUAUGUGGGAUCCUUAUUUGACCAGUUUUGUCACAGGAGUAUAAUAAUCCUGCAGCAGGAAGAUUUUAAUUUUUUUUAAGUGAUAAUGUCUAGCGGAAAUUUGUUUUGAAAGGCUAGAGUAGAGAAGGCUAUAGUUUAGGUGUAGACUAUGGCUGCAUUUCGGAUAUACUUGUCGUAGUGGAGACAAAUAUCUAUCUUGUGUUAUUAAGCUAUAUAAAACAACUGUUGUUUAUGUGUAUGGCUGCGUUAUCGUUUGAGCGAGCAAGAGACAAAGAGAACUGCGGGUUUUCAGUGAAAAUAUUUAAAUCACGAGGAUCAUUUGAAUUUCCUGCGGCUCAGGAAAAUUAUCGGUGACAACAUAGUGAUCAAAUUAAUAUACUGCACCUGUACACAACUUCUGGCACUAAAACACUUAGUAUGGAACAGUAUGGUAGUGUAUUCUGAUUUGGUCAUCUCUGAAGUGUAAAUCUGAUUUUAUUUUCACAUCAUAAUCGUAGGUAUUUGACUGCCACUACCUGGCUGAUGACGUAAAGUAUGUUCACAAUGGCUGCCCGAUAUUAAAGGAAGAUACUGUCAAGCUUCGACUCUACAGGUACCUGCAUCUACCCAAAUUAUAUUCAGAGGUUCUAUGACUACAUGUACUGUACUUACAAUUAUUUUUUCCCCAACCCAUUAGGAAUUAACUAAUGCAAAACAGAGUACAUAGCAACAGGAAUGUUUUAUUGUACCAAGUAUUGUACUCACUUAUGUCCUCUCUGUAAAGUUGGCCCCACUUGUAAAAUGAAGUUAUGACCACUGGUACUGUUUUCAGUGUGACUAGAUGGUCUUCUCCCCAGGUUCACAGAGACAGAGACCUUUACGGAGGUCUUCGUCCUGCGUGUGGAGAUCAUGGAACCCGACUGCAACAUCAUCAAACUAGGACCCAAGUCCCUGGUGGUGCCAGAGUUCUACGGCCUGUCCGACACGCUGGAUGGCAACGUGGUGUCCUUCCACUAUGAGAGGAUGACCAGUCUUGAGUGUAGCAUCCGUGUGAACACCCAUGAGACACACCUCCCGGGUCAUGGUCAGUUGGUCACUGGGGAGCCGGACCAGCUGGAGGCCAGAGGGGACGAGCCGGAGAGCUUCAUUCCUCUCCGCCAGCAGCUAGGUAUGGAUGUACAGUAUAAUAGCAUUAGUAUUAUAAAAUAUUAGUAGUAAUGGUAAUAAAAGUAGUAAUACAGACACUUGGUAGAUUAUUGGCAAACUCACAAUGUUGGAUGUUUUAAAAGUGGUGUUCAACAUGAACUGAAUUCAUUUGAAUGCAUGAGAAAUCAGUGUAAUCAAUGAAUUCCAACCAAAAUCCUUUACUUGUCCUUGAACACAUCCCCCUAACAUCACUCUUCCUCUGCUAAUCGUACAGAUAACAAGGCCAGGGCCAUGUGUAAGACUGAGGACUGCCUGAAGGGCCUGAGGUUGGCAAAGGUUACCAAAGUGCCCUGUGAUGAGUUCCUGGUGAUGGGCCUGAGGUAUCAGCACAUAGACCCACCGUCUCCAGACGUAGACUUCAUCGUCCUCCGACUGGAUCUCACCGACACCAGGAGCGGGAGCAUAUACCAGGUACUUUAUGCUAUUUCUCAUCAGAAUCAUUUUCUAGAAGUUACCAAAAUGUUGAAGGAUUUUUUAUCUUGAGGUCAGUGAAAGUACUGUAUCUUUGUUAUUGUCGUAUGCUGCAAAAGUUGGGGACAAUUUAAUUUCAACUAAGAAAUUCAGUCUCUUAGUUAGCACAACCACACAGUAGAAUGCCUUGUUGGUCUGUAUGUGCGUGUGUGAUUUGACUGUGUGUCUAUGUGCUUGUGCUUGCGUUUGUAUAUGCAGUCGGAGCGGGCCUGGAUACCCGUCCACAUCGCCGGCGCCGUUCCCAACCAGCCGCCCAAGCCGGCCUUCAUGUCCAUGUUUAUCCUGGAAGUGGAUCAGUUCAUCCUCACGCCCCUCUCCACCGCCACCCUGGACGCAGAGGACGGAGAGACCAUCAAACAGCUGCUGGUGUUCAACAUCACCAAGCCCCCCCUAGAGGGCUUCAUCACCCACCUGUCAGACCACACGCGACCCAUCUCUUCCUUCAGCUGGGUGGACCUCAACGAUAUGCUUAUCGGCUACCAGCCGCCCAACUCCUCCCACACCCAGCGUAGGAACUAUGAGGUGCCCAUUACUGUUUCCUUUGUUUGGACCCAUCACAUUCCCAGUGUUUAGAUGCAAUUUCCAUUCUGUGGGAUUGAAUUGGAACAACCACUAGAGGUGGUGGAACAGGUCCAAAAUGGGUGGCAACAUUUUGUUUGGCUAUACAUUCCAAACAGAUCUGAGACCAGGUUAGAAUGUCAUCUUUUUCAGGCCAUCAGCUGUAGUUUCUCUUCAACAGGUGGAGUUUGAGGUACAUGACUUUUUCUUUGAGAAGAGCUCCCCGAUCAUGGUCCACAUGUCAGUUAGAACAGCAGACACCAAUGCACCCAGGGUGUCAUGGAACAUGGGUAGGUGUCAAUGGCAGUAGAGGCUGGUGGGAGGAGCUAUAGGAGGACAGGCUCAUUGUAAUGGCUGAAAUGGACUUCAUGGAACGGAGUCAAACAUGUGGUUUCCAUAUGUUUGAUACAUUACAUUUUAGUCAUUUAGCAGACGCUCUUCUCCAGAGCGACUUACAGUUAGUGGGUGCAUACAUUUUCUUUUCAUACUGGCCCCCCGUGGGAAUCGAACCCACAACCCUGGCAUUACAAGCGCCAUGCUCUACCAACUGAGCUACACGGGACCAUUUAUUCCAUUCCAUCCAUUACAAUGAGCGCAUCCUCCUGUAGCUCCUCCCACCAGCCUCCACUGGUCAAUGGGUGUAUUCCAGAUACACAACUUCUGCACAGAUCUUGCACAGAUUAUGGAAUGGUUAUGUCACAAUGUGAUCUUUCUAGGUCUUAGUCUUCUUGAAGGUCAGUCUCGUCCAAUCACGUGGGAUCAGCUCCAGAUUGUGGACAACGACAACUUCAAGGCUGUACGCAUCAUCACUGUCGACGGCCUCCAGCAUGGCAGGCUAACACUGAGAGGUAUAGAACUCAUUAUUUCCUUCAAUGGCAUCAUUUGAUUGUUACCCUAAUUUUAAUUACUUCUAUCGGACAUCCCCACUAUGUGUCCAUAAUCUGCAGGUGGCAAGGGCUUCAUGUUCACCAUUGCCGACAUCCUUGCUGGUGCCGUGCGCUACCACCACGACGACAGUGACACCACCAAGGACUUCAUCAUCUUCCGCAUCACCGAUGGGCGCCACCAGACCCGGCACAAGUUCCCCAUUAACAUCCUGCCCAAGGACGACAGCCCACCGUUCCUCAUCACCAACACAGUGCUGGAGCUGUCUGAGGGCCACACGGCCCUGCUGAGAGGAUCCAUACUGCAGGCCUCAGACAUGGACUCAAGUGACGACUACAUCCUGUUCAACAUCACCCGGCCGCCGCAGGCUGGAGAGCUCAUGAAGAUCCCUGGUCCUGGACUCAGCGGUGAGGAGAGGAGCACUCUGAAUAGACCACAUUGUUUUAGAAUGAAAUGCAGUUACAAGGCACAGCUAUGGUGCACACUUUGGUUCCCAGCUGAAUGCAAUUGCAAGGCAUAGCAAUGGGGAACAUUUGCAGAGCUUUGUUAUGUGAUGACCCACUUGUUGUCUAGUUUGAUAAUCAUAUGCCAGUUUUAGAAUACAAUACUUCAAUAUACAGGCAACUGCCAAAAUAAUGGAAACACUUGAGUAAAUGAGGGAUACAAAGUAUAUUGAAAGCAGGUGCUUCCACACAGGUUUGUUUUUUGAGUUAAUUAACCAGUUAACAUCACAUCAGGGUCAUAUAUAAAAAUGCCCAUCCACAGGGCAUGAGUGGUCACUGAAUGGUUUGAAAACAGAUCUCAACCCAAUUAAACACUUGUGGGAGAAUCUGGAGCGGCGCCUGAGACAGCUUUUUUCCACCACCAUCAACAAAACACCAAAUGAUGGAAUGUCUCGUGGAAGAAUGCUGUCGCAUCCCUCCAAUAGAGUUCCAAACACUUGUAGAAUCUACGCUAGAAUCUACACAGUGGUGUUCUUUUCCUUGGUCCUCUUAGGUUAUCCUGUCAGUCGUUUCCUGCAGAAGGACCUGUUCCACUCUGUGGUCUACUACCGCCAUCUAGGGAAUGAGGUGUUUGAUGACUCCUUCGAAGUGGUGCUCUCAGACUUCCAUGACCCACCCAACCUUUCAGAACCUCAGGUGAGUAGUACCAUUACUGGAUCGUGUACAAUUGUAGAUUCAUAAAGUUGGAUUGAAUUGAAUUCAAACUCCCCAAAUGUCAUUCAAAGCUAAUGUUGGUCUCCCACCUUUGCAGGUCAUAGUGGUGCACAUCAACCCUGUGCCUGACCAGCCACCUAAAGAGGUCCCUGGGGUGACUCGGUGCCUGGUGGUCAAAGAGACAGAGGUGGUCCACCUGACCAAGAAGCAGCUUCACUUCAUCGAUCUGGAGUCACCUGACAGUGAGCUCACAUACACAGUUACCACACCGCCCUUCUACAGCAGGUCUUAUGGGUAAGCAUCUCAUGUCGAGUUAAGUUUGUUUUUGCCAUUUGCAGGUAUAGAAUGCAUACUGUACACUUGGUACCAUUGGGGAAGAAUGAUACCAAUGCUAAUACUUUAAGGCAUCCCCCUUCCAACUCGACUGUUACACUCAAUGUACUAUUUUCCUGUUGGCCAGGGGCCAUGAUGCAGGGAGGCUAUUUCUGGUUGACAGCAUUCCCAAAUUCACCAAGGAUCCUGAAGCACCAGUGUUAAGGUUAUUCACACAGGUAAGCUCAGAUAUAUUUACUCCCACGUUACUUUGGCUGGACGGGGAAAUGUCAGACUUGGUUAACUAACGCCUUUAUCGUUCCAGCAUGCAGUCAACUACAUGAAAGUGGCCUACAUGCCUCCCAUCCUGGACAUUGGGCCUUACCCAGAGCACAUCCAGUUGGUGCUCUCCGUCACCAACCAGCAGGGAACCACAGUUGCUGGCAUCUGCUUCAACAUUACUGUGGUGCCAGUGGACAACCUGGCCCCAGAGGUAUAGGGUGGUGGUCAAAGUUAUCAAGCUAGCUAACACUUCUGUGUACUGGUAGGCUAACCCCCAACCUGUCACAAACAUGCCAGCGCUGCCAAACUCAAGCUAACUCUACCACAAGCUGUCUAGGAGUAGCUGAAGCAGGUUGAAGACUCUACACCAGGGCGAUUGAGACCCUCGAAGGCCAAAGUACUACUGGGUUUUAUUUUCUACCUGGCAGUUAAUUGGUCAAUUUAUAUCAUGAAUUGGCCAGAAAAUUGACUUAGCUGGUUUCCCAGGUCAGAAUUAGCCCUUAAAUAGAAGAAUGAGAGCCAGGAGUGUUUCAUCCCUUCAGGCCCUUCAUUGAACAACCCUGCUGUAUACUGUAUGUUCCCUCCCCAGGUGCACAUUAAACCUCUGACAGUGGACGAGGGUGGGGAGUGCUGGGUGGGACCGGACCACCUGCUGCUGACAGACCAUGAUUCUACAGAGGAGAGCCUGAGAGUGGAGCUGAAGAGAGAGCCUCAGCAUGGAGCUGUUCAGCUGGAUGGCUUCCCCAUGAAACCGGGCCAGGCCUUCACUGUUCGCGACCUGAAAAGCUUAAAAGUUAGGUCAGAUAUGAUUGAUGACACUUCAUUACUGCACCUUAUCACACUGCAAUGCUCAUGUGAAGUUUGGACAUGUUGGCUGUAUACCCAAUAGAAUGCUUGAUUCUAAGCAUAAUGCUAGUAUGGAUUUUGGAACAGUCGCUAGCUAUCUAUAUACAGCAUGGACACAAACUGAUUCAAUAACAAGGAGAGUCAAAUUGUGUCAACAAUCAUAUUGUAUUGUCGACUACAAUUGUGUUGGUUUGUCCAUGCAGAUAUCAUCACGACAGCUCGGAAACGGUGGGAGAUGCCAUUGAAUUAAUUGCUACCGAUGGGAUUAAUGCAAUCAACUUUGUUCUGGAAGUUAAGGUACUGUAAACCAUUUUGAUGCUAACAGAGACAAAAAGAUCUUACAGUGAAUGUUUGCUGUAUGAGAGUCAUAGACCAUAUCUUUGUCAACAGGUGACACUGAUCAAUGAUGAGGUUCCAGUUCUAAUGCCAGGUCUGAAACCUGUUCUGGACUGUGCAGAGGGACAGGAAGUCAUCAUCACCGCUGAGUACAUCUACGCCACAGACGCAGACAGUGACGACAACAGUCUGACCUACAUGAUUGCCCGCCAGCCAUACAAUGGCGUAGUGCGCAAAAAUGCCAUUGUGGUCGAUCACUUCAUUCAGGCAGACAUUGCCGCAGGGAUUAUCACCUACAAACACACAGGUAUUAUUGUUAAAUCUAUUUAUCAAUGACUCUACCUCAUCCAUGUACCACCAUAAAUGUGUAUUGGUGGUUUAUAACAUUCCAUUUUUUGUUUUGUUUUAUUAUAUGUUAUACAUUAACCCUAACAUUUUACAACUGUUUCUCCGCGAGUCAAAAAACAUGAUUAUAACCAUAUUAUUUCAUCCCAUUCUUUGAAGCCAAAAACUGCAAUCAUGUUUCUUAUGUCUCUCAGGAGCGGAGAUUGGACUAGCCCCUCGACACGACACAAUCACGUUUGUGAUAUCCGACGGACAGGCGGAGAAUGUUCCGUCAUGCUGUAAUGACCGAGGGGACACAUUCAAAAGAGGCAGAACACAAGUCCAGGAGAGCCUGCCUCUGUAUGACCUGAAGGUCACUGUGUUACCUGUGGACAGUCAGAUGCCUUCUAUUGCAACAGGUAAUGAAUGCAGUGAUGUUGGAGCAAUGUUGCAGCGAUGCCUAUGAUUAUUUUUAUGAAGGUUCAGACAUUAUUAGUAUCCUUGAGAUUUGUGAAAUGGUUCAAGAGCAAACGUAACCCCAAAUUAGCAAGUGCAGGCUAGUGGAAGAAAAUACUGAAAGCAACAUUCUGGGCUCAUCAACAGAAAAGUAAAAUAUUGAGCAAUACUGUAUAGUUUAUUCCACUACUCUUUUCUCUCACAAUUAUACCUAAAUGGUCAAUCAAUAUAUCUUCAAUAUGGAUAUUAUCCUCCUCCUUUGUAGGAGAUGUGUUUGUGGUGGAUGAGGGGGGUGUGGCCCCUAUAACUGUAGCCCACCUCAGGGCCUCGGAUGUGGACACUCCUCUGGAGGAGCUGGUGAUCAGCCUGGUCUCUCCUCCCCAGUAUGGCUACAUUGAGAAUACUCUGCCCAGUCCUGGAUUUGAGAAAAGCAACACAGGCAUCAGCAUUGGUGAGUAGCUUUAACCCCAUCAUAUUUGUCUUCAUUGAACACCAUUCACAUCACAGGCUUUCCACUUUUUCUUAGACUAUAAUGCUGUAACCUCAAGCCAUAUGGAAUCCUCAUAAGCAGUGAACAAUCCACUGCUUUCUUUUCCUAAAUAAAUCACUUGUUACAUUAAACUUUGUAAAAACUCUAACUUUGUCCCCUUUUCGUAGUAUGUAUAACCGGUAUGUACAUUAUUAACUGUAAAGGUUCCAUACUGUUCAACCUCAGCAUCUCUCCUCAGCUUCCUUCUCCUACAGUGACAUCAUGAAUGGACACGUGAACUACGUCCAGUCCAGACACCAGAGGAUCGAGCCAACCGCUGACCAGUUCAUGCUCUGUGUCUCUGACGGGAAACACACCUCUGCCCACGUCCACUUCUACACCAUCAUCAGCCCCAUCAAUGACGAGGUCCCGGAGUUUCUCGCCAGAAAUAUCACGGUGAGUCACCCGUCGACAAGCUGUCAAUUAUCCACAGCAGAGGUCACCACCAACUCCGGUCCUGGAGAGUUACUGCAUGUGGAGGGUGUUAUUCAAGCCCAACACACCUGGUCCAGGCUGAAAACCAUAAUUAGUGGAAUGAGGUGUGCUAGUGCUGGUCUGAAACAAAACCCUGCACUUCUUGUAGCUUUCCUGGGCCGGAUUUGGAGGCCCCUGGUCUACACCAUAUAAAGCUAUUAUAGAUCACUCUCUGAUUUCACAUUUACAACAACUGAAAUGAUAGGUAAUGGCUCCUAACCACCUAUUCUAUAGUACAACAUGCCUCAAAGCACUCUAAGACCACAUCAGGACCGAUUUAACCGACGUCCCCAUUAAUGUUCCCAUGUAAAAAGGUGCGAGAGGGACAUAUGAAGGAGCUGGACCCUACUGUUAUAAACGCGGUGGAUCUGGAUGUCCCUAAGAACAACCUGCUGUUCAGCGUGGUCCAGGCCCCGCAGCAUGGCACCAUCAUGGGCCGAACGUAUGGCAACGACGUGCCCACCAAUGGAAGACCCGUCAACAGGCGCAGGGACGUAGAGGUGCUGGUCCAGGACUUCACCAUGCAGGAGCUGAGGAAUGGUACUGUACCGUGACCAACUUCUUGUGACUCAAAGGCUGUCCUAAUAUGGACACCGUAGCACUGUGCCAUUAUUGAGACUGGUGAUCCCGAAGAGCAUGAAAAAACUGUUUGAGACUCAAAUAGAGAAAUUUGGUGGAUUUUUGUUGUUGUUGUGAUCUUCAGUCGUGGUGUUAUAUAUACAGGCACAUUCAAAUAAUGAGUUCACCUCCACUGUUCAGGUAUGUCUCUGAUGUACAUGCACGAUGACUCUGAGAACAUGGUGGACAGCUUCACCAUCCAGCUGACCGAUGGGAAACACAAGCUCCACAGACACGUGAUGGUCAACGUACUCCCUGUCAAUGAUGAGGAGCCUCGAGUCAUAAGGUAACAGAUGGGACUUGUUACAUUUACACAGAGAAAACAUUUCAUUGAUGUCCACAUGUUCUGUAAAGUUUACUAUGAGUUUACUUCACCAAUAAUCCGUACAUGGAACAUACUGCAACCAGUUUACAACAGGUAGUAUAAACUUCCUCCCUCCUAAUCUAGACUUCCCUUAUAUCUGUGCUCCCCCUUCUGGCUUUCCUGAGUACUACACCACAAUUUCUCCUUCACGUGUACAUUAGGUACACAUUUCACAUAAGUUAAUAAACAAACAGUUUGGGUGAAGUUUCCCCUAGGUACAGAUCUAGGAUCAGUUUCCGGUCCCCCAGUCCUAACCUUAACCAUUAGUGGGGAAAAUGCAAAACUGACCAAAGCAACUUCACCCUACUCCUAAACAAACAUGGUUGGGCGGCAGGUAGCUUAGUGGGUAAGAGCGUUGUGCCAGUAACCGAAAGGUCGCUGGUUCUAAUCCCCGAGCCGACUAGGUGAAAAAUCUGUCGAUGUGCCCUUAAGCAAGGCACUUAACCCUAAAAAUGCUCCUGUAAGUCGCUCUGGAUAAGAGCGUCUGCUAAAUGACUAAAAUGUAAAAAAAAUGUAAAAUGUUGUCUGCCAUAUAGGAACAAUGGACUGGAGGUGGAAGCAGGCGAGGCUAGGCUGAUCUCCAGUGCUAUUGUCUUUGCUCAGGACAGCGACACUACCUCCCAGGAGAUAGUCUACAUGUUGGAGAGCAUUCCCACUCAGGGACUGCUACAGGUUAAGGUCAGUACAUUCCUGUAUCAUCUGAUAUGAACUGGUAGGUGUUAUUAACAAAUGCCAGUAUAGAAAGUAUUUUUCCAUGCUAGCUUAAAGGGGCAUUUCACUUAAAAAAAUAGUUGUUUUAUAUUCUUCAUUAGUCAACUUUUGAAACAGUCCCACAAAAUCAUGCAUGUCAACAUAACAUUUUUCAAAAGAUAUUACUUUCAGUCUGCUCGUGAUUUCACUGUAAGUAAACCAUCAACAUUGAGUCAUUAUGUGCCUUACAUUAUGUGUUCUCUCCCUAACUGUCCACGGUCCCCUCUCAGGUGGGGUCUGACUGGGUGACCCAGUCUGCGGGGAUGAACUGCACCCAGGAGACAGUGGACAUGAACCUGCUGCGCUACCUCCAUACGGGGCCACUGGGACACACGCAGGAUUUCUUUAUGUUCCACCUGCUGGACGGGAAGAACCGAUCCCCCACACAGCACUUCCACAUCUCCCUCAAGGACAUGGAGAAAGGUUUGUGAAUAGAUGGACAGACCACCAAACUGGGAAGUGCACUAUUAUGCACAGUUUGCUAUAACGUUCAUGGUCAGUGUUAGUCUCUGUGUAAAAAACAAACACUAGUAGAGAAAACUCAUCACUGCUACUGUUGUCUUAUGUGUAUUAUAAUAAUGUUAAACAUAGCUAAAAUAACUCAUAAAAUAAGCAGGUUUCUAAGUCUUAUAAACCUCACUAUGUUGUGUAAACCAAUUAGUGCAAACGUUCAUUUUAAGACUUCACUUUCUCUAUCAAUUCCCAGGAAACAUUGCCGUUUUUGUGAAGCCGGUGAAGACCAGCCGUGGUGAGCGCGUGGUUCUGACCACAGACAUCCUGCUGGCGACGGAUGGUACAGACAAACCCGAGGAGCUGUUCUACAUCAUUACGGUCCCCCCCAGCAACGGCCACAUGGAGUACAUCAAACACCCUGGGGUGGCCAUCAGCACCUUCAGCCAGAUGGACAUCGCUGCCAACCUGGUGGGCUACGUCCACGACAACAGAGCCACCGCGCCGCUGGAAACACUACAGUAAUGGCAACCCUUCUAAAUGUAUAAAAUGAAACAGAUGAUAAUCUUAACAUUAUUCCACAUAAUAGAGGUUGGAACAUGCUGCAAACUAUGCUGAUUUGUAGAAAAAAAUGUACAUCUCAAAGACUGUGGUCAUCAUACCAGAUAGCAGAUGGCCCAAAUCUGACCCACAUCUAUAAGUUUAAUACAUUGUUUGGGAUGAAGUACCUUCCCCUAAGAACCUGCCAUGCUCCUGUGUGUCUUUGCCAGGUUUGUCGUCAGCAACAGCAAGGCCACCCGUAACGGCACCCUGGAGAUUUUCGUGGAGACCACCGACCGCGUGCUACCCUCACUGGCCUGUAACAGCGGCUUGAGAGUCCCUCAGGACUCCUCCAUGGCGGUGACCCCUGACACCCUCGCCCUGUCCGACCCCGACACCCCACCCAGUGACCUGCUCUUCUUCCUGGCCCAGCCUCCGCAGUACGGCACCCUGCUCCGGGGCGGUGUCCCGCUCGCUGCCGGGGGUAACUUCACCCAGUGGGACCUGCAGGAGCUGGAUGUGACCUACAGGCACGGGGGCGGCCCGUCGCAGAUCGACCGCUUUGCCUUCACAGCCUCAGACACUACCAACAGGGGCUUCCUGCUGGAGGGGAUGGUACAGACGGAACCUGUGAUCUUCACCAUUCAGGUAGGACACACUCAUCUGCAUACACGCCUCUUCCCAGAUAUGUCGCUAGAGGGGCCAUUUCAGGUGUACAUUAGAUCAGCACAGCAACUUAUUCAAUAGUAGUGGAAUUGAAAUAAUUAGUUGUGCAAUCAAGGGAAGGUUUUGAUGGACGCCUUUGAUGGUGCCUAAUGAACAAGACCCUGUAUUCCAGAUUGAGCCGUUGGACAGCUCGGCUCCUGAGGUUGUGCAGCUGCAGUCUCUGUGGAAGGCUGAAGUCCUGUCUGACGGUCGCUAUGGGAUCUACCUCUCGUCCCGGGAGCUGAGAGCGCAGGACGCCAACACCAAGGACGAAGACCUCACCUUCCACAUCCACAGACCACCAUACUUUGGCUACCUGGAGAAUACUAUCAAAGGUAAGGCCUCAUAUGCAGGGGCGUCAGGCCCCAUUCCCUCAGUUGUAACCUUUUGUACACAGAAAAUACUGAAAAUGUUGUUUAUUUUACGCAUAAUUAAUCCAAAUGCAUUUAAUUAGGCCAUCAGUGCUCCUUCAAAAAAAUUACAUUACGAUAGCCAAUAGACCCCAGGUUAAUUGUGUUUGCUCUUCAGUAAACAGUCAAUCUUACACUGUGCUCUUGCAGGCAGCUUUGUCCAGCAGCGUUUCACUCAGAGGGACCUGAGCAAAAGGACUAUCGUGUAUAUCAUAGACCCAGUGACAGAAGCCAUGUCGGACAGCCUGGAGUUCAGAGUGUCCGACCCUCUGGGGAACACUGGGCCCUCCCACACGUGAGAUGCUACUCCGCCCAAGACACAAAUAGUAUUAAUAUGCUCUACAUACUGUGGUCAGUCAGGGGAGGAGAGAACCAAUGGUUACAUACUUACUACUGUACAUGACAAGGCCAAUUUAUAUGACAGCUUAUGAAGAUUUGAUAAAUGGUCCCCAACGACUGUAUUGGUCUGUGUAUAUAACAUAUGUACUGUGUCCUUGUUAUGAAAGAAGAUACCAUCACCCUCAAUCAACUUGGAAAGGCAAUGCAGGAUCGUUGGUUAGUGAGUAAAACUGUUUUCACUGUGCUGUGUUCCUCAUGGUUCCAUGCUGCAGACUGGAGCUGAAGUGGUCUCGUGUGGAGCUGGCUGUGUCUGAGUACCAGGCAUGUGAGGAUCAGGGCACUGUCUCACUGGACGUCCUACGGAAAGGCAACAUGGCCGAGUCCUCAUACAUCACCAUCAAGGUUUCUGUUCUAUCUGUUUUAAACAGUAUGAUUCUUAUACCAAUUCCUGUAAUCUAGUGAUUCUGCUAAAUUGCAUAUAUAUUUUUUGUAACCUUUAUUUAACCAGGUUAGUCUCGAUGAGGUAAAUCGAGUGAUAGAUGGCACUAUAAAUCCAUUAUAGUGCGAUGAAUGUAAUGUCACUUUCGGAUUCCCCUUUUCUCAAUAUCUUAGGUGAGAGAGGUCACAGCGACUGCUGGAAAGGAUUUCACUCUGAGCCCGUCCAGCCUAAUCCAGUUUGAUCCUGGUACGUGUGGCUUUGUAGUGGGAUGUUGAUAUGAGUUACCAUCAUAGAUUGGGAGAUAGGUAACUAAAAUGUGUGCUCUCUAUGAAGGCGUAUCCAAAAGGAGCUGGCGUAUUGAGAUUACCCAAGAUCACCUGGAGGAGGCAGAGGAGACAUUUGAAGUGACGCUGGUGUCCCCCGAGGGAACCGUAGUAGGCAGCACCUCCAAAGCUCUGGUUAAAAUCAAGGACUCUGGGAAAGGUGAACACUGUGGAACUAGUGGUCAUUUAGGAUGUUGCCCCUAAUACUGUAGUCCCUAACUAAAUCAAAUAGAAACCUUUUCAAUUGUCUUGUCAAGGUACAUUUUUCAAGUUAUAGAAACUGGAGGUACCAAGGAAGCCAAAGACUGAUAGAGACAAUACACCAACCUUCUAUGAAGUAUUGACGUGGUUUAAAAAUCUCUGAAUGUAAGUCUCUGUGCUUUUCCAGGACAGUGUGGAUCCAGUCGGGCCCCUAUGGGCUUCCAGUCUGGGGGGGAAGCAGGUUCAGUCAGGGCCCUACCCCCAACAUGGCUCCAUUCAGCUGGAGACACUACCCCUUGCCAAGGGAGACCAGCAGAUGACCUGGACCCGGGGUGAUGGUAUGCCCCAGUCUGUGCCCGCUGCUGUGCCUGCCACGCCCAAUAUGAAACUCAGAGCCAUGGGCAAUAGGAAGACAGUAAGUUUUUACUCUGUAAUCACCAGUGUGAUUGUUAUUCGGUUGAGGUUUGUCCUAAGUCUUUGUUCAGUGUCCUUCACUCUAAACUAUGCUAAACCUAAGAGUUAUGUACACAGUCGUCAUGUGACCCAGUAAGUACAUAAAACAGGGACUAUAGACUAUUAGUCUUGUUUCAACCAUCAAAACCCACAGAUUAUAGCACAACUUGAUCAUGUAUUAUCUUCUCACAGAUUCCACCAUCGUCAGUCCAUCGUAAUGGAACAGACACUGUGUUUACGGUAAGCUGGGCUACCACCUUUUGCACUAAGCUAACACACCGAAUCCAACCUAGGGACAGCCCUCACUGUCUUUCUCUCACUGCCUCUCCAUGGUUGCAGUACCACGGGAUCAUGUCAGUGCGCCUGGAGGAUGACAAGUCUCCCUCUAGGAAGGGAAGGAAGGCUAAUAUUCAGGUGACCAGCAGAGGGCAGCAGCAACAUGCAGCAGCAACACCAACAGUGGCUCCCAACCUCAACCCAAAACCUGUCCCUAAGAGGAAGGGUGACAGGAUGCUCCCACCUACAAAGACUGAGCAGCCCAAUAAGAAGGUGAGUCAUCAUUACAUUUAUUCGUAACAGUUUCUAUAUCGUAGCGACUUUAGUACAACACCAGCAAUCAUAUCAAGAGGUUCGGAUCUCAUGGUGUGACAGCUAUGGUAGGACUGAAAUCGCCUCAAUAUAAACAGACUGAGGGUUAUUCAGACAUUGGUGGCAGUGGCUAUAUAAACAAAAGCAUAGAUUACAGUCUCUCUCUUGGCCUAUAAACUACUUCCAAUAUGAUGAACAAAUGAACUAAAUGUGUUACUCACUCUAAUGAUUUUGUCCCUCAGGAGGCUUCACCUAGCUCUGGCCCUAAACCCUGUGUCCCAGAGCUGAUGGGGCUCCUGCACUUUAACCAGAGCUCAGGCGGGCUCCUGCGCUGCAACGGGGUCUCCUGGAAGCCCUGGGCUCCCACUGAUGAGGUAAUCAAUCUGGGAUGGAUGGUGCCUGAAACAGAAUAAUAAUGGACCCUCAUCAUUUGCCCAAUUGUGUUAUAAAUAUCAUAGGUAGACUAUUUCAGGGUCAAAGAGUAUGGGCUAACCCCAACUUAUAGCUCAACAUUCUGGGCCACUUUCUUGGACUGAGCUUGAUGUGUCGGGGGAAACCAGCCCUUAAUGUUAGUUAUUUCCUAUUUCAGUAAUGAACUCUCACCUCAUUGGCCAGCCAUUUUCCUCCUCCCCGACACAGAUGGUCAGUGCUCAGAAUUGUCGUAAGGGCUGGACCUAUCACAGUGGCUACUGCUACUUCCUGAGCACCGAGCGCAAGUCGACGUGGAGCACCGCCAUCAGGGAAUGCAGGGAGAGGUGAGGAGGGGAACAAGAAAUGUUACCUAUUUUGCGAGAAUGUGCCUUUGUGUUGUAGUAAACUAUAAUUUCGUAUUUUUCCUGUGGUUCCAGUCACCAAGCCAAUCUGGUGAGCGUUUUCUCCAAGGCUGAUAUGGACUGGCUGUGGGACUUCAGUGGAAGGAAACCAUUCUGGAUAGGUAAAAAGUAUCCUGUCCUAUCUCCAUUGGCUGAAAAGUGGCUCAAUGUGUAUGUGUGCGCAUGUCUACCUCAUCUCACUCACUGUCCUCUCCAUCUUUCAGGUCUGAACGACAGGGAGAGACGAGGACGCUGGGAGUGGGUGGGUGGAGAACCCACCACCUACACCAACUGGAGGAAGAGCCCAGCCAGAGGCAAAAGGAAGGGGACCAGGAGGUGUGUUCUGGUGUGGAGGAGGGCCAAGUGGCAGAUCAGAGACUGUAAGACGGGCAAGGGACAUCGCUACAUAUGUUACAUCAAGACGUGAACCAAGGGGGAUUUCUACGUUGGAUUGAUGCUAUGAAUCAGAACUAUUUUCUUUCCACUGCUGUUGCAACAGGAAUGGAGCUGACUCUCAAGACAAGUUGCAUUCAUACAGUUAACAUCACCCAAUCACCCAAAGGAGAUUUACUAUGGUACUGCAGCAAUAGAUAAAUGAAGAGGUCAGCUUUAAUUAAAUGGGAGUAGUGCAUCAAUCACAUCAGUUGCAAAUUCAGUCAGCAAACAUGUCACACAAGUACCGCUGAAGCUCACAACGUCAUAUAUUUCAUCUUGUAACUGUCAAACUGCUCCUAAGCGCUUUUCCAGCUACUGUAGUUUAAAUGGAUAGUUCACUGAAAUUACAUUGGUUUCCUUACCCUUCUUAAUGUGAACUAUCCGUUUAAUGUUGAGUAGCUUUACCAUGUGCAGAUGUAUAGUACUGUUCACCUGUGUAACAGCUAUAGUUAUUAUUUUUGAGAGCUGUAACUGCUGCACUG